AUGUCAGAAGACAGUCUCGAACAAGUCGGCCCGAGUGUGACAACUAAGGGCGAUCCAAGUGCUAGCUUCGUCUUGGAAUUCUCUCAGGGCCCUGUAGCUGCCCAAAUUGGUGCUGUUGUCGAUACCCAGCCGCACAUGUCACCUUUGCUCGUCCGGGGUUCCCUAGAUGGGCCCCUCAGAAACAGCAGUGGAAGUCUGAGCUGGCGGACAUCUGGUGUAACCGGGCGCAGCGUCUCAGGUCCUCUCAGUCCAAUGCCUCCAGAACUAAAUGCCGUCCCAGUGACAGCUGGCCGAUCAGGACAGCUUCUUCCAGCACUAGUGAACAUGUCUGGUCCAUUGAUGGGAGUUAGAAGCUCCACAGGAAGUAUACGUAGUCGGCAUGUAUCUCGAGACAGUGGAGAUUACCUCAUUGACACUCCAAACUCUGGUGAAGACGGCUUGCAUCCUUCUGCCAUCGGCAUGCAUGGCGUAAAUGCCAAAGAGCUUCAGUCAGCACUACAAGGCCAUCAACAGCAUUCCCUUACUCAUGCAGAUAUAGCACUGAUUCUCCUCGCUGAAAUUGCUUACGAGAACGACGAAGAUUUCCGUGAGCACUUGCCUCUGCUGUUCCAUGUCACUUUUGUCUCCAUGGACAGUUCGGAAGACAUCGUGCUGGAACACUGCCAGCACUUACUCGUCAAUUUGCUCUACUCGCUCGCCGGGAGACAUCUAGAAUUGUAUGAAGUGGAAAAUAGCGAUGGAGAGAACAAACAGCAGGUGGUCAGUCUAAUAAAGUACGUACAAUCGAAGCGAGGAAGCAUGAUGUGGGAGAAUGAGGACCCCACAGUUGUUCGACCAUCUCUCCCGAGUGCAGCACUUCUAUCAGCACUAGUACAGAGCAUGGUGAUGCUAUCUUCUUCCAAGGAGAUCUCCGUGAGACUUGGGGUGCUGAAGCUCUCAAGUGGGCCAUGGAGUGCACAUCGAGACACUUGGCUUGCCGGUCCCACCAGAUCUACCGUGCACUCCGACCCAGUGUAA
Linum tenue is the source of this 1017-nucleotide messenger RNA. The record is from the annotation of a GenBank genome assembly. NCBI's taxonomy places the organism in Eukaryota, Viridiplantae, Streptophyta, Magnoliopsida, Malpighiales, Linaceae.